AUGUCAAAGACAGUAGUAAUCCUCGGCGCAGGCUGGGCAGGCCUUCCACUCGCUCACAAACUCCUCAAAUACACCCUCCCCAAGAUCCCAUCCCUCAAAGUCAUCCUCGUCUCACCAAACUCUCACUUCUUCUGGAACGUCGCAGCUACUCGAGGCAUCAUACCCGAUGCUAUCCCCGAUCAACAACUAUUCUUACCCAUCGAGCCUGGCUUUGAGCAGUAUUCUAAGAAGAACUUUGAGUUUGUCCUUGGGAAAGCAUAUGGGGUUCACCCAGAUUUAAGCACUGUUCGUGUCAUCUGCAAUGACAGCUCUGGGAGGGAGAUCAAGUAUGAUGAGCUGGUUAUUGCGACAGGCUCAUGUCUAGCUAGUGGCCUUCCAUUGAAACCUAUUGGGACGCAUCAAGAGACUAUAUCUGCUUGGAAAGAACUAAAGGGUCAAGUCGGGAAUGCCAAGUCAAUUGUUGUUGCUGGUGCUGGCGCAACGGGAAGCGAAGUUGCUGGAGAGUUGGCCGCGAGAUAUGGUUCAUCCAAGGAUAUCACCCUCAUCAUCAGCGGCGAUCGACCCCUUCAAGGGGCACUAGACUCUGUUCGAACAUCCAUUGAGAAAGAUCUCAAGACUCUUGGUGUCAAGCUUAUUUAUAAGACACGCGUCAAUGAAGCGAAGAAGAGUGCAAAUGGUCAGGAGACGGAACUACUCUUGUCAACAGGAACGAUCCUCAAAACAGACCUUUACCUACCUCUCCACGGCAUCAAACUCAACACAUCUUUCGUUCCCCCUUCAUUCCUAGACUCAGAAGGGAAUAUCAAUCUCGACGAGAAGAUGCGGGUUGUCGGCACAAAUAACAUCUGGGCCAUCGGCGACGUGGGCAACAUUGAUCCCAAGCAAUUGACCAUUACGGACAACCAAAUCAUCCAUCUCGCAACAGCCUUGGACGCAGUUCUUACAGGACAGACUGAUGUCAAGAGGUAUGAGCCUGAGACUAAGAAGAUGCUCUUUGUGGCGUUGGGAAAGAAGUAUGCGACAGGGCAAAUUGGGAAUUGGAAGCUGUUCUCGUUUCUGGUGUCGUGGGUCAAGGGGAGGAAGUUGUUUGUUGAUACGGCGGAGGGUGUUAUUCUUGAUAUCAGACCCCUUCGACUGAUCACAGAUGUUCUAGAAGACUCUUUCGAGUAUUCGUGGCCAACUCUGGGAAACAGGAUUGUGACGGAGACUUCCAAGUCAGUUCUCCACGACCGCGCCAGAGCUUAUGGAUUUAGCUUUGUUUUGUCAUCUACACAGUUGAUACGCGUUGAAGAGAUGAGUUCGGACAUUUUGGAUGAGCACGAAGCUGCUUUCCAGAUCUACAACUCAUUACAACUGCUACUUUCGCAUCUCUACGAAAGACUCAAUUACCACUUCGCAACCAUGCUUUCUCUCACCAAACUCUCUGCCAUUACUGCCUUCCUGGCCUGCUCGCCUCUGGCGACUGCAGCUCCUCAGGUCAAGGACAAUUCUUCUGAGGCCAGCCUGACUACCAAGUUGAACCAGGCCGACAGUGUGAUUGAUCGCUACAAGCUUCUCCCCGAGGACAAGGAUUUCCUCUUCAGCUUCAACAGCACCCCACUUGGCAUUGCCAACAGCAAGAGCUUCCCUGCUCUCACCGGAGCUGGUCUCAGUCUUGCCCUUGCCGAGAUCCCAGGCUGCUCCAUGAUCACUAUUCACGCCCAUCCCCGGGCCGCCGAACUCUUCGCCGUGGUCUCCGGCCAAGUCUACACCGAAGCCGUCCCCGAGAGCUUCGUCCUCAACAGCGAGAAUAAGCCCCGCGUGAUCCGCAACGAGAUCGGUGCUGGCGAAGCGACAGUCUUUUACCAGGGCACCAUGCACUACCAGAUCAACACCGACUGUAACCCGACUGUGGCGUUGGCUGCCUUUUCGUCUGAGGACGCGGGCUUUACUGGCAUUGCAGCAGGACUGUUUUCUGUCAAGGAUGACGCCCUGGUCAAUACUUUUGGGGAGGUAAUUGCAGGGGAGGAUAUUGACAAGUUCAGGGAGGGAAUCUCGAAGCAGGCGGGUAUGAAGGUUGAUCAGUGCCUCAAGAAGUGUGGGAAGCAGAAGCGCCAGUUCUAA
Messenger RNA from Fusarium coffeatum, 2103 nucleotides. RefSeq lists its product as uncharacterized. Gene Ontology annotation, molecular function: electron-transferring-flavoprotein dehydrogenase activity; manganese ion binding; flavin adenine dinucleotide binding. Gene Ontology annotation, cellular component: cytoplasm. Lineage: Eukaryota; Fungi; Ascomycota; Sordariomycetes; Hypocreales; Nectriaceae. Bases 1 to 2103 code for a protein of 700 amino acids. The record is from RefSeq and is a predicted model, not a curated record. The transcript has 6 exons.